GGCAAAUUCAAAUUGUUUACAAAUUCUUAUCAAUAAUUUACUCAAGAAAAAAUUAAAUAAGUAAUUAUUAAAUACACAUUAUGUAAAAAAAGGUUAUCGACUAAAGAUUGCAGUAAUCACUUACAAUAAUUGCCUAAUCGAAUGUGCUAAUGAUAAUUUCUUUAACCUUAAUUUUCAAAAAAAUGUUAAUAAUGCAAAGUACUUUAAAACUAAUACUCAAUAGAUCCUGUAAGGCUCAACAUUGUAGAGCCCUGGGUCAAUAUUAUAACCACAAAAAUAACGAUUACAGGGGACAGAAUUUUAAAAACAAAAAAACACCCCUAGUUAUUGGCACUGCUAUUACAAGCCUUGUGGGAUAUUAUCUAUUUAUAAAUAAAAAUCAAAGACAUGUAUAUGCGAAGGAAGCAAAGAAAGAGGAAACCAAUGCCGGUGCUUAUUGUAAAGGUUUACCUUCAUAUUCAAUGUCUGAAGUUAAUAAGCAUACAACAAAAGAGGACAAAAUUUGGGUAGUUUACCGCGAAGGUGUCUACGAUAUCACAGAAUUUGCAGAACAACAUCCUGGUGGCGAUCAAAUUCUAAUUGCUGCCGGAGGCAGUGUAGAACCAUUCUGGUUACUUUACGGUAUCCAUAAAAACGAAAAUGUAUUUAAGAUCUUGGAAAGUUUUAGAAUCGGUAAUCUGAAAAAAGAAGACCAAGUUCAAAUAACGGAUAUUGAAGAUCCUUAUGCUAAAGACCCCAUAAGACAUGUAGCUUUGAGGCCAGCCAAUAUGAAACCAUUCAAUGCAGAGGUAUCACCAGCUCUAUUAUGUGAGAGUUUCCUUACUCCCAAUGAUCUAUUCUAUGUCAGAAACCAUUUGCCAGUGCCUGAAGUAGAUCCAGCAACGUUUGAAUUAGAAAUUGAAGUGGAAGGUACCAGAAAGACUGUAAGUUUUACUUUGGAAGAACUGAAAAAGUUUCCCAAAGCAACAAUUACGGCUACAUUAAUGUGCGCAGGGAAUCGAAGGACUGAAAUGACAAAGGUGAAAGCUGUGAAAGGUUUAAGUUGGGGACCUUGCGCUAUAGGAACCGCAACAUGGUCAGGAGUAAGACUGAGAGAUUUAUUGCAAAAAGUCGGAGUAACUGAUGAUGAAGAAACGCUCAAGCACGUGCAGUUUGAAGGCCUAGAUUUUGAUGUAACGGCGAACCAAUACGGGGCUUCCAUACCACUAUGGAAAGCUGUCGAUAAACGUGGUGAUGUAAUUUUAGCUUACGAAAUGAAUGGGGUUCCUUUACCACCCGAUCACGGGUACCCAUUAAGGGUUGUGGUUCCUGGAGUAGCUGGCGCAAGAAAUGUUAAAUGGCUUGGUAAAAUUGUUGUGUCCCAACAAGAAAGCUCUUCUCAUUGGCAGCAAAAUGAUUACAAAGGUUUUUGCCCGUCUAUUGAUUGGAACAAUGCCGAUUUUAGUACAGCUCCUGCCAUACAAGAAAUGCCUGUAAUUUCUGCUAUUUGUAGACCAGCAGAAGGGGAUGUAGUAAAAGUUGAAAAUGGAUUUAUAAAUCUAAAAGGGUAUGCUUGGUCAGGUGGUGGUCAAAAAAUUAUCAGAGUCGAUGUAACAACAGACGGCGGCAAAACAUGGCAAAUUGCCAAACUGGACGAUCAAGAUGCUGCACUGCCUCCCAGACAUUGGGCGUGGACUUUGUGGUCAGCUCGGAUACCUGUAGAUCCCAAAUUAAAAGAAGUGGAAAUUUGGUGUAAAGCUGUAGACUCGUGCUAUAAUACUCAACCAGAAAGUUUUGAGAAUAUAUGGAAUUUUAGAGGGGUUCUUAGUAAUGCAUAUCAUAGGGUUAAAGUUAAAUUAGGCCAAUGAUUCAUUUAUUAAUUUUAUACUGCUUAGGAGGAAAUUUUAUUAGGCUUAAGUAAUGGAUGGGAGCUUUGCAAAUGAGAAAAAAAAUAGAAAAAUCUGUUCAAAAUGUGCGGUAAUGCCUUAUAUUGGUUGUAAUAUUAUCUUUUACAUUUUAGAUAUAAGUAUAAAGUCUACUCUAAUAAUAAUAAUAAGUUAAUUAAUUUUUCUUUAUAUUUAACAUUCCUUAUCAAUAAAAACAUAUUUUAUCGCUCAUUUCUAUAA
Molecule: messenger RNA, 2105 nt
Organism: Ceutorhynchus assimilis (cabbage seed weevil)
Lineage: Eukaryota; Metazoa; Arthropoda; Insecta; Coleoptera; Curculionidae
Source: the annotation of a GenBank genome assembly